Amoebophrya sp. A25 is the source of this 2446-nucleotide messenger RNA. NCBI's taxonomy places the organism in Eukaryota, Dinophyceae, Syndiniales, Amoebophryaceae. The record is from the annotation of a GenBank genome assembly.
GCUCAUUAUAGCUAAUCUAAAGCUUGCAGCUGGGUUUAUCUUAUUCAUGACUGACAACUCCGCGUUUGCAUAUCGAUGCAUUAUCGGAGUUCGCAAAUGAAUUUACACAUAACGAAAUUAACCGAGUCGUGUCCAAAUUGUACACGACUUGACGGGAGACGGUUCUCAAACGAACCCCUUGUUCUAUCAAUAAAAGCGAAGUUCCAUUACUCACUUUCUCCUUGGCGGCACAGAAGCUGUAGCACCCACAAGAUAUGAAAACGUGUUGAGCUGAUCGGCGAUGAGAUGUCUGACGGUGUGUAUGUCGGUCUGCAUAUUCAUCCUUCUAUUUAUCGCCGUUGUUGCUGGAGUUCUUUGUGAGAUAUGCUAUCGUCCGUUUCAAACCUAUCCUAACACCUUCUGUAAUUUUCUGUGGGCUCCAUGCUUGUUGCAACAGCAGUUGCUCUAUUGCAAUUUCUUUCGUAGAUCCACAUCUUUAUAUCGUUUACUAACUUGUGCUGUUUGCCGUAGCUCAUACACUUAAAUUGAGUUUAUCUUUAUUCAUCGUGGUGAGUGUUCUCUCGCGUCAAAAUCAAAGCUCCUCAUUGUCAAAGUUAGUGUUUCAGCUACCAGUGGCACUGGCACUAGUGCGAAAAUGACGUCCCUCGUCCAAGAUGCUAUUAGCGGUGAGAAAUGCGAUGACACGUCGCAGUGGGACGACUACCAUCGAAGAGUUGGCAAUUUUGCCCCUAAAACAAAGCUGCCCUCCUCAGAGCGACUGUUCAAGCGACACCAGAACCAAGUUGAGCUAGCAUGCGCAGACGCGAGAGCAGCGAUGGGGUUGGACGAGGUCAACGGAUUAUUGGAUGUGCAUGAAGGUGAUCGGGGAGAUAGAAACCUCGAUGCAGAUGAAAUAGAUCGAGCUAGCGCGACACUAGUGCAGAAUUAUUCUGCUUCAGCAGUUGUAGUUGUACAAAAACAAACGGAAACUAACGACGACGAUGAAACUGAGCUUCUCGCUAUUCGACGACGCCGCAUGGCUGAGCUUCAGAAACAAGCAUCCCGAAGUAUAUUUGGUACACUGAUUCGUGUACGCAAGGCAGACUUCGUCCGCGAAGUAAACCAAGCAUCGUGCGUUCCGAUCGAAGGGCAGGAGCCAAGAACGUAUUAUAUUUUCACAUGCAUAAGUUAUCGUGACCAUCUUCUGGGCAAGACCAAGUGCAGAGCUGGUGUAUCUGUAUAGGCGGCCACGAUGUAUAAGAAGUAGGCUACUUAAGCAUAAAUCCAUUCAUAAUAUCAUGUCGUGCCAUUCACUUUCCCACUUCUCAUGGUCAGAUCCUUAUCGUCGGACACCAAAAAUGGAUUCGAUGAUGACGACUUCGACUCCUCGCCGCAAGCCGGAAAGGGUGACUCAGCUAUGCCAGAGCGAUCCGAGGCCGCGUUCUUCGCAAAGCAGUGCGCGGCGAGCGUUCCCGCGAACACCAAAUGCGUGUGGGUCGUCGUGUUGCUGAGUGGUGUUGGUUCAGCGUUGGACGAAUCGACCGCGAAGUGUACGGAACAUCUAGCUCGCAAGUUCUCUUCGGUGAAAUUCGUGCAUGCUAGAGCCGAAGAAAUCCUGCCUACCAGCUUCCCUAUUAAAAAGGCUAGUUUAAAGGUGUUCUUGCUUCCGUUUGCUCUGUCUCUCCUAAGGGAUAAAGGCAGAACAAACGGGAAACAGAAACACGAAAACCCUACCUCUAAACCUAGCUCCACUGCGUUGCCAGCAUUGUUCCUGUACAACCGUGGCCGAUGCCAGAGACAGAUUUUUCUGCCCACGUCAGAGCACAGACUACCGCAGCUUCUGCGAACCCUGCAUCCAGAGUCGGCGCUCGUUGUGCAGAGGAAAGUGAUGGAGUACCUGUUGUUUGAGAGUUGCGUUUUGGAGAGUGUGGUACCCAGAAUGGCGACCUCGAAUGCGGGAAGUGCACUGGCGAAUCGCUUGCCGCGGGGGCGACUUGCCUGCUCCGUGGGGUCAGUGCAGAUCGAGCACCCAGCAUCGCUUGGCCUUUCGCGUGAAGACUUCUACGCCAUGAUGCAGGAGGACUCGGCUGAUGAAGACGGCGGCUCAGACGCAGAUGACACUGUCGAAGGAAAAGCGAACGGAGCACCCGCACCCCUUUUCACAAGAAACAAGAUGAAAAGCAGUGGCGCAGGAGUGCAGCUACCGACAGACCGAUGUUACAUCAACAAGGUGAUCCAAAAACGGUCUGAGGAAUCGGGUGGCGCGUAAGUCGGAGGCAUAUGAAUCUCUAGACUUGCUCAACAAGCAGGGCUACUUAUCUUUUGUUUCUAUCCUCCGCCUCCUUGUUGGCGAAACGGAAAAGAUGAACAGAAAUCGAAUCGCAAGUGUAAACACUGUUACCGUGCGCCCGUCAUAGACUUCAAAGUUUAUCCUACGCGGGUCAGUCUCCGUUUCGCUUGCAGGACG